UCCCGUGCACAAUAUCAAAGACCAAUAUGAAAGCUGAGCAAGUUCUUCACAUGAAUAGUGGCGACGAUGAUAAGAGCUAUGCUCAGAACUCCACCAUCCAAAAUGUGAGAUUGUCAAUGACACGGUCAGUGAGGCAAAGUGCAAUCAUGGAAGCCUACAAAAGCACAUCCUUCCCUAAGACCAUGAGCAUUGGAGACUUGGGCUGUUCUUUAGGACCUAACACUCUGCUUGUGGCCUCUGAUGCCAUUGAUGCAGUGGAGAUAGUGCACAAAGAGCUCAACCAACCAUUACCAGAGAUUCAUAUACAAUUGAAUGACCUACCAGGGAAUGACUUCAAUGGCCUCAUCAACUCACUGGAAGGCUUCAAGAAGACUCACCGUUGUUUCAUAUCAGUGGUUCCUGGUUCAUUCUAUGGCCGCUUGUUUCCCAGCCACAGCUUGCACUUCAUUCACUCUUCCUCAAGUCUUAACUGGCUUUCUCAGGUUCCUCUGGAUCUUCAAAAUGAAGAGAAUGUGAAGAUAAACAGAGGAAAGCUAUGCAUUUCAAAAACAAGUCCCCCUUGUGUUUUAGAAGCAUAUAGUAAGCAGUUUCAAAGAGAUUUCUCAUUAUUUCUCAAGUGCCGUGGUGAAGAACUAGUUCCUGGUGGUUGCAUGGUCUUGACACUUCUGAGCAGGAGUACUAGUGAGAAUUCAGAUCCCUCCAGUCUGGGGAUCGGCCUCCAAUGGGAGAUUUUGGCACAGGCCCUCGUAGACAUGGCCUCUGAGGGCAUUGUGGAUGAGAAGAAGAUAGAUUUAUGCAAUGCACCAUUCUAUGUACCAUCUUUAGAGGAAAUGAAGCAUGCCAUAGAGACUGAAGGAUCCUUCUCCAUUAAAAGCAUUGAGAGUUUUGAUGUAACAUAUAAUGGAACUAAGGUAGAAGACACUGUGACCACGGCACUGAAACUAAGUAUCAACGCUCAGCAGAUGGCUAAGAUGAUAAGGGCAGUCACUGAAUCCAUACUAGUGAGUCACUUUGGAGAAGAAAUAAUUGAUGAAUUGUUUGUGAGAUAUAGCUAUUUGCUGGAAGAUUACUACUCCAAGAACAUGCAUGGAUGUACCACUGCAGUUGUAUUUAUGAAAAGGAACGUUCCAUAGAUCAAGAAUUUGAAACUAAUUUGAUCAAGGAAACCUUUAAUUUUGUUUUCUC
Molecule: messenger RNA, 1185 nt
Organism: Dioscorea cayenensis subsp. rotundata (Guinea yam)
Lineage: Eukaryota; Viridiplantae; Streptophyta; Magnoliopsida; Dioscoreales; Dioscoreaceae
Product: jasmonate O-methyltransferase-like
Exons: 4
Coding region: 27-1133 (368 amino acids)
Biological process (GO): methylation
Molecular function (GO): S-adenosylmethionine-dependent methyltransferase activity
Source: RefSeq, a predicted model, not a curated record